Messenger RNA from Suillus paluster, 1244 nucleotides. RefSeq names its product mitochondrial carrier protein. Gene Ontology annotation, cellular component: mitochondrion. Lineage: Eukaryota; Fungi; Basidiomycota; Agaricomycetes; Boletales; Suillaceae. The record is from RefSeq and is a predicted model, not a curated record. Gene Ontology annotation, molecular function: guanine nucleotide transmembrane transporter activity. The coding region runs from base 100 to 999 and encodes 299 amino acids. The transcript is spliced from 7 exons.
UGAAAAUUCAUUCAAGUUUAAGCAGGACGUGUCAGUGACACGUACAGUGACGCCUCCCAACUAUUUCAGCGAUUUCGCCUCUGCCAGACCUUGUUAAUCAUGUCUCCUCCAAUUUCCGGGAAAAGCAAGGAGUCCGGGACUGCCCGGAUUCUGGGGUCUGGUGCAUCUGGUGUCGCUGAGCUGCUGGUAUUCCAUCCAGUUGACACAGUAGCCAAACGGCUUAUGAGCAACAAAGCCAAAGUCUCCUUCUCGGCACUCUCCCCAAUCAUCUUCCGAGACUAUGCUACGGCUUCCCUACCAAAAAAACUUCUGUCUCUCUUCCCCGGUCUUGGAUAUGCGGCAGGGUACAAAAUUUCCCAAAGAAUAUACAAAUUUGGUGGGCAGCCGUGGUUCAAUGAGGUCAUCACCCGACAUUACAAGGAUGAGUUCACGCGCGUAUUUGGUGAGAGGAAAGGGAAAAUGAUGAUGCAGGCAACUGCUGGCAGCUUGACCGGCAUCGGUGAAGUCGUCCUACUUCCUUUGGACGCCUUGAAGAUAAAACGGCAAGUAAAUCCUGAGGCGUUCCGUGGACGAGGAGUCCUUCGGAUAUUCAUGGAAGAAGGCACUACCCUAUACCGUGGAUGGGGCUGGACUAUGGCGCGUAACGCGCCAGGCUCUUUUGCGCUUUUCGGCGCGUCGGCGGUUACGAAGGAGUACGCCCUUGGCGUCACAGACUAUUCCAAAGCCACAUGGACCCAGAACUUCAUCGCAUCCAUUGCAGGAGCUGUUGCGUCGAUCACGAUUGCAGCACCGCUUGACACAGUCAAGACUCGUAUCCAAAAUGCAAACUUCGAGCAGAAGGUGCCUGGCCUCACGGUUGUGAGGGACCUUAUCCGAAAUGAAGGUCCUACGGCCUUCUUCAAGGGCUUGACCCCAAAAAUUCUUGUCGUUGGGCCGAAGCUGGUCUUCAGUUAUACCCUCGCACAAUCACUAAUACCCUUAUUUGGGAAGUACGUAUGAGCGGCAACGCACCAUCACUUAGUCUACGAUAUCUCGAUGCUGCCUGGCUUCUGGUCAUUGGUUAUAACCUUGUUCAAUUUGCUACGCUGAUCUAGAAGCAACAGAGUAAUACACUCAUCUCACAAAUAAAGUCGUCAAGGACGAGCGUGGCACCUCUGCCUUAACUGUACUAGAUUAUCAAGAGGAAGCCUCUGCUAUCACCACCCUGUCUCCGUGUCUGAAUCAAAUUCGCACUACCUCCGUGC